UUCUCGCAACAUUUCACAUUCGAAGAGGUUUUCUCGUAGACGCUCCUCCUCAAAUUUGAAAAACCCUCGGCGUCGGUCUAGUGAACCUUUCACCAUUUCGAAAUUCUCAGGCGGAAUUUUUUCAAAAAUUUAAUGGCCCUAGAUCCCGAGACGGAACCUGAGGUUGACCUCGAUGAAGGAGAUCUGGAGAAAUUGGAGUCAGAUGUGAGGCAGAUGGCCAAGAAGAUCUCCGACUACAGGCAAACCCUACCGGAUCAUCUCAGGAACACUCUUGAUUCUGCGAUUUCGUCUCAUAGACCCGUUUUACGCAACAUCGGUUCCGGGUCGGGUCCUCUGCCCCCGUCACGCCUCACUAUCGCAGAAACAGAGGUAGCUAAAGUUGUGAUGGGAAGUCAAGAGCAAGACUCUGCAGAGAAAAUGGUUGAGCUCAAGGAAAGAAUGUCGAGGAAUGCUGCGAAUAUACCAAAAGUUGUGAAGCGAGUGCGAGAGUGUAUAGAGGGUAUCCAUAAAAUCGAUUCCUUUGACGGAACCAUUCACCCUGCUUUCACUAGGCGGAGACUCAACUGACCCGUAUCUAUUUUUCUUCAUUGUGGGAAUGUUUAGGCUCUCUCCAUAGUAGUUUCCUCUUAAGCGAUAUAUGUCCUGAUUUGUUAAUAUGUGAUUCUAGAUUGAUUCGGCAUGUACAUUCUUGACUCUUAACCGAUUCAUUCUCUGGGUUA
Eutrema salsugineum is the source of this 719-nucleotide messenger RNA. RefSeq lists its product as uncharacterized. The transcript is spliced from 2 exons. Bases 133 to 567 code for a protein of 144 amino acids. NCBI's taxonomy places the organism in Eukaryota, Viridiplantae, Streptophyta, Magnoliopsida, Brassicales, Brassicaceae. The record is from RefSeq and is a predicted model, not a curated record.